This is a messenger RNA of Naumovozyma dairenensis CBS 421, 933 nucleotides long. It is a transcript of the gene RHO5, whose product is annotated as Rho family GTPase RHO5. Gene Ontology annotation, cellular component: plasma membrane; cell projection; cytoplasmic vesicle. The transcript has a single exon. Lineage: Eukaryota; Fungi; Ascomycota; Saccharomycetes; Saccharomycetales; Saccharomycetaceae. Gene Ontology annotation, molecular function: protein kinase binding; GTPase activity; GTP binding. Bases 1 to 933 code for a protein of 310 amino acids. The record is from RefSeq and is a predicted model, not a curated record. Gene Ontology annotation, biological process: regulation of actin cytoskeleton organization; establishment or maintenance of cell polarity; actin filament organization.
AUGCAUAACAUCAAAAUUUGCGUAAUUGGAGACGGUGCAGUCGGUAAGACUUGUCUGUUAAUAUCCUACACUACGAACACGUUCCCACAAGAUUAUGUCCCUACUGUAUUCGAUAAUUAUUCGACCACUGUCUCUUUAACAAACCCAUAUACCAAUAUUUCAACAGAUAGUAACAGUAAUGCUAGUAGUUCAGAAAAUAAAGAACUGUUUAAAUUGAAUCUAUGGGAUACAGCAGGUCAAGAAGAAUAUGACCGGUUAAGGCCGUUAUCAUAUCCGCAGACGAGUGUAUUCCUAGUUUGCUUUUCCGUAGCAGAGCCAUCAAGUUUUGAAAACGUUUUUGAGAAAUGGAUUCCUGAAUUGAAACAAAGUGCAAAUAUUGAGAACUCUCAAUUAUAUUUAAAUUUCGGGAAAUUACCAAUUUUAUUGGUUGGUACGAAAUCUGAUUUAAGGGAUGAUGAAAGUACUCAAGAUAAACUACAAGAAUCUGGUUCUGAUUUUAUUUCUUUGGAUCAAAUCAACGAACGGGUAAAGAAAGCUGGUUUGUUAGGUUAUGUUGAAUGUUCAGCUGCUACUCAAUCUGGUAUUAGAGAAGUAUUUGAAAAAGCAAUUGAGUUAGUGGUAUUUGCUCCUGAACAUUGGGCAGAUGAAAAAGAAAGGAAACAGCAGGAAACAGAAAGAGUAAAAGUGGAGGCAGAGAAGAAGCAGAAAGCAAAAGAAGAGCAAGCAAGACUGAGGAAGAACAAGGAAAUAAAGGAGGCUAGGAAUCUAAAACUUAAGAAACCUAAGGAAGUGCGUUCGUCUAGUUCAGAACCUGAUAAACGACUCUCGAAAAGCCGAUCAAAAGAUACUGCAAAUAAAUCUCAAAGUAAAUCAAACACAAGUAUAAAAACCUCAAAAAAGAAGAAAUCGAAAGGAGAUUGUGUUAUACUAUGA